Molecule: messenger RNA, 1484 nt
Organism: Lingula anatina
Lineage: Eukaryota; Metazoa; Brachiopoda; Lingulata; Lingulida; Lingulidae
Source: RefSeq, a predicted model, not a curated record
UAUUGAUGGCGAUCGCAGUUACGGAUGUUGCAAUUGUCGAUGGACGUUCGGUUCUUCCUCGCCCAGCGGGUUUUUGGCCGCUCACAAAACGAUACCGGGGCUUGGACGUCAGUGGGAACGGUAACCACGCCCUAGUGCAGGAGGUCGAUUUCAACGCAGACAUUUAUGGCACUGGUGAAGGCUCGGCUAAAUUUGCAGGCACAGUUUCUUCCUUCGUCGAAAUCCCAAACAAUGGAGCACUGAACGUCAGUUCUUUCACGUGGCUGGCCUACGUGCGCCUACGAAGCAUGUCAAAUCCGGGUCCACUGUUUAACUUUCGUGGUAGCGAGGACACAUAUUAUUACGGAACUCACAUAUGGGCUGGCUUAUAUGGGAAACUCUACAUUCGCCCUAUGACAAAGGAGAUAGUCAGUCUUCCAGAGUCCUAUUACUUAUAUGUACUCACUGACGCUGCCUGGGUCUAUGCCGGUUUCACGUACGAUGCCAAGUCCGGGCUGAUCAGGAUGUGGGUGGACGGCGUCGAAGCGGGCCAGCUUCAGAACACCCCUCACCUGAAUCAUAUCACCGACACACCUGUCCGCAUCGGCGCCAAACACAGCUCCACGGGAGACCCCAGGUAUUUCUCCGGUGCCAUGAAUUGUGUCCAAUGGUACGGAGCCGCUUUAUCUGCAGAACAAAUCCAACAGACCGUGGAGCUGUGCAGAGAGACUGUACACGGAGCACAGUACAAGGUUCACCGUGGUUACGCUAUUGGCACUGACUCUUCACUUACAUACAGAUCCGAGCAGAACAUCCAUUGUCUCAUAGAAUGCACCGCCCUCUGUUCCCGAGACUACAACUGUCUAUCAGUGAAUUAUUUGGAGUCUACUUCAACCUGUGAGCUCAGCAAAUACUCCACCGUCUACAACAGCAGCCUGCAGCUUACCCGACGUUCAGAGGGCGAGGUGCACGCCGAACUGUUGCAUCCAGUGAAUGUGUAGUGUGGUUAAUUUCAGUGGCGAGUCCAGACUAAGGGCUCAUUCCCAAUGCAACUACCGUUCUACGUAGAUCGAUCCAAAUCCACGGGGGACUUUUGCUGAAUGCAAUCAAAUUAACACUACCCCUCUAUGAUAAACGUGAUAAACGUAAUUUCCAUGAUCUUUAGUACUCUCUUACCACAGGCUCUGCAAGUGCUGUAGUCUGUUUCAAAAUUAUUAUAUCGGAUGCUCUACUUAAAUUUUGUAUUCAUUCUAGAGGCUCUUGAUAUGAAAGGAUAGAUCUUUAUACGGUUGAAAGCCUAGCCAGCGUUCUUCUGCACAUGCCUUUUUGGCUGUUGAGAUUAUUUUUUAUUUACUACUCAUUCCUUUAUUUGUGCGGGCUGUAAAAGCUAAUGAGGUUUAUACAUUUAACAAACUAAUCAAUAUUUUGCUUAAAAUAUGAAAAUUAAUGUUUGUUGUAAGAUGUCAUGGAUUGUGCGACAGACUGCCCGAUAAGGAGAGAGAUAG